AUGAUUGAUUCGCUCUUCACAUUGGCAAGCGCAUCGGGAGAAGUUCCGACGGAAUAUCCCACGUGGGGGGAAGCAGCUUGGUUUCUUCUAGGGAUCAUUUUCUUUCUCCUGCUGAAUGCCUUUUUCGUGGCUUCGGAGUUCGCUAUUGUCAAAGUCCGCCCGAGCCAGAUCGAGGGCGAAUUGGAGAAGAAGCCUCGCCGUGCCGGGAUCUCCAAGCACGUGGUGAGUCACCUCGACGGUUACCUUUCCGCCAAUCAACUAGGAAUCACGAUCGCUUCCUUGGCGCUUGCGUUUCUAGGUGAACCUUUUAUCGAAAAGCUGGUUGGCCCGAGUCUUUCAAAGACCGGAAUGGGGAGGGAGUGGAUCAAAGUGAUCACUUUUCUGACCGCGAUGCUCUCGUUUACCUUCCUACAUGUUGUGAUCGGGGAGCUUUUGCCUAAAUCCAUCGCGAUUCGAAAAUCGCUGGGGACGACCCUUGUCAUUGCGAGGCCUUUACACCUUUUCUACACCCUUUCGAGGCCAUUUAUUUUCAUCCUGAAUGGGACCUCGAAUUGGCUCCUAAAAAGAGUUUUUAAAAUUGAUCCUGUUUCAGAAGGCGAAGCGGUGCAUAGCUCCGAGGAGCUUGCGCUGCUAGUAGAGGAGUCCGAGAGACAGCAGGAGGUGACUGAAACCGAGCGCGAGAUUCUUAUCAAUGCUUUGGAACUGAAUGACGUCUCGGUGAAGGAUGUCAUGACUCCGCGAAGCGAAGUCGUCGUGCUCGAUUUGGAUCUUGGUUUUCAGGAGAAUCUGGAGAUUGCAAUUGAAUCGAAGCACACGCGCUUUCCACUGGUGAAGGGUCACCUCGAUGAAACCGAAGGCCUGAUUCAUAUCAAAGACGUGGUGAGUUUAUUGAAAAACGAAGAACCGGAUUUGAUGGAAAUUCGUCGCGAGUUGAAGGUGGUGCCGUCUACCAUGAAGCUCGAUGAUUUGUUGCAAUUUUUCUUAAAGGAGCGCGCUCACUUUGCCUUGGUUGUCGAUGAGUUUGGUGAUGCCUCUGGUCUUGUCUUCAUGGAUAAUAUUAUGGCGGAAUUGGUCGGUGAUAUUCACGACGAAUUUGAUGAGGAUGAAGAGACUGACUUCCUUCGUAUUAACAAGAAAGAGUUUGUGGUCGAAGGUGGGCUGAGCUUGAAUGAGCUCUCUGAUCACGAACCGGCGAUUGAUCUGGAGAGCGGCGAAGUGAGUACAAUUGGUGGUUACAUUGUGCAGCAAUUGGGGCACUUGCCGGAUCCGGGUGAAACGGUGGAAGUGGAAGGAUUUGAGGCGAGCGUUACCAGCACCGACGGGCGCCGGAUUGAGCAACUACGUUUCGUAAAACUGCCUGAAGAGUUUGAGGAGUCAAAGGAAAUUGCGGAGCACUAA
This is a messenger RNA of Nerophis lumbriciformis (worm pipefish), 1398 nucleotides long. The record is from RefSeq and is a predicted model, not a curated record. Lineage: Eukaryota; Metazoa; Chordata; Actinopteri; Syngnathiformes; Syngnathidae.